This is a messenger RNA of Fusarium musae, 1065 nucleotides long. RefSeq lists its product as uncharacterized. The coding region runs from base 1 to 1065 and encodes 354 amino acids. The transcript is spliced from 3 exons. Lineage: Eukaryota; Fungi; Ascomycota; Sordariomycetes; Hypocreales; Nectriaceae. The record is from RefSeq and is a predicted model, not a curated record.
AUGGCUCGCCCCAAGAAGCAACCUGUUGAGAAGCAACAGCAGCAGCAACAGCCUGCUCCCGUUCCCAUCCCUCCUCAACACAUUCAGCAAUACACUCAGCACCCGCAGCCCAUUGCCGCUGUCCCUCAGCCUGCGAUGCCCAUGGCCAUGGCUCCUCCUGUUGGAGUUCCUCAACCUCAAGCUGUUAUGCCUCAACGCGUCGUUGAGGCAGAUAGCUUUCUGCGCGUGAGAGAUUCGGCUGUUGGGCGAUUGACUACUAUUCUUGAGCUUCUCCGAUCUUUCACUGCCGACUAUGUUCGUCAGACAAAUCUCUUGCUUGGUGAGCCGACUGCCGAAGGCUCGCAGGACAACCUCCUCGCCAACUUUGAGCACGCCGCUCAGCAGCUGAUUAUGCCCGUUCCUGAGCUGGCUCCUCCUGUUGAGGAGAAGAAGGAACGAAAGAAGCGAACCAUUGACCCUAACGCCCCGAAGCGUCCCUUGACUCCUUACUUCCUCUACAUGCAGCAUGCUCGCUCCAUCAUCGCUAAUGACCUUGGUUCUGAGGCUCCUAAGGGUGCCGUUCAAGAGGAGGGCCAACGUCGUUGGGCUCACAUGGGGCCACAAGAGAAGCAGGGUUGGAAUAAUGCUUACCAGUACAAUCUUCGCUUGUACAAUGCCCGUGUUCAUUCCUACAAGCACGGUAACCCUCUGGCUAAGAACAUGACUGAUGAGGAGGCCUUGAAGUACGCCGAGGACUUCAACGUCCCGAUGUCUGAGAUCAAGGAUGCUGCUCAGAUCGAAGCACCUGCCGACGACCAGGAUGCCAUUGCUGAACAGCUCCAGGCUGUGGCUGCGGCUCCCGCUAUUGACGAGCCUGAGCAAGCUGAGACCCCUGCUAAGACUCCCAAGAAGGCCACUGGCGGCCGUAAGCGCAAGACAGCCACACCUGCUGCCGCCGCUGAGGAAGCCAAACCUGCCCCUGCUAGCCCUGACAAGAAGCGACGACGCACAUCUACCAAGGCUGCCGCCGCCGAGCCCCAGGAGGAGCCUAAGAAGUCGGGCCGCAAGAAGACUAAGAGCUCUUGA